UGUGAAUGAUGCAGAGCUGAAUGUUAGAGUUGCCUCUCAGUUCCUUGACUGACUGACUGACAGACAGACAGACACCAUCACAGGAAGAUGGAAUUCUUAUUUUUGUGUUUAUUAUUUUCAUCCCUCGGCUUCCGUCGUUUGACCGAGGCGAAUUCGACUUAUUCACCGAGGAUGAUAUUCAAAUGCGAAGAGACUGCAGUUAAAAGGAUACCUUUACCUGGACAGAAUGCACAUGUACGGAUUCUCCCGAAUGGACAGCUGGACGUGGUUAAAGGACAAACGCUGUAUUCAUACAACUUUCAACACCCUCAGAUGAACCCUGUAGAAAGUAAAGUGUCAUGGAAGAAAUGCUUUGACAGGAACCAACAGGCUUGCAACUAUAACAUCACUGUGGUCCAUGAGACGCAGGACGUCAACAAAGUGUUUGUUUGUGGGAACAAUGGCAAGGAGACACUGUGCUGUGAAAUGAAUUUAUCAGACACAUCACCUAUAUGCAAUCCCACUAAAAAAACAGAGGACAUAGAAAGAAGCCUAAGUGGACUUACGUUGAAGGAGGGUGAACCGUCUGCCUUUGUGGAAUCAGCAGACGGCGCAGACCUCUACAUGACAUUCUCUGGAUCUCAAGAGCAUGUUGGAAUCCGCAAGUUUGGAAAAGACCCUGUUAGACCACAUGACAGUAAAGAACAACAUUAUGUGGGUUUGAUGCUCAGCAGACGGAGCAACGAUUCCUUACAGGACAAAGUUUAUGCCUUCUAUAAGGAGAAAAACAGAGACUCAGGCUUGCAGAGUGACAUGUGGCUCCCCUUUGUGACCCAGGUUUGCAUGGCAGACACUGGUGGGCCCAAGAACAAAAUGCAGUCUAGCUGGACGUCCCAGACGAAUGCCAAGCUGUUCUGUGGAGACGCUGACAGCAGGCAACAUUUCUCUGAACUGGUGGAUGUGGCCACUGUGCACGCAAACCAGUGGCAGGAUACCAGGGUUUAUGCACUCUUCAGAAAUGAAUGGGGUAUGAGUGCUGUCUGUGUUUACACCAUACGAGAUAUUGACAACAUCUUCACAACCUCCCCAUUUAAAGGCACCCAAAAGGACAGACCUAGAACGUGUGUUACAGACAGCACAAAGAUUUCCCUUGACACCCUGAACAUCAUCGCGGACACUUCGGAGAUGGAGCAGUGGGUCAAGCCUGUAAGCAAAUCUGGCCCACUUCUUUUUAAUCGCCACAAGUACACUCACAUCUACGCAGACAGCACCCAGCACAAGGGGAACGAUAACUACAUGGUUCUCUUUCUGUCUCUAAAUAAUGGAGGGAUUCAUAAAGUAUUACAAACAGAAAAUCAUACCUUUGUCAUCGCUGAGUAUCAUCCUUUCACCCAGCAAACCCACAUCCUCAGCAUCAUCCUUCACCCCUCCUCGAGGAAGUUGUAUGUGAACUCCAGAGAUGAAAUAGUUCAAUUGGAUGUGGCAAACUGUGCCAAGUAUGGAGACAGCUGUGAGGACUGCAUCUUAGCCAGAGAUCCUUACUGCGGCUGGAACGGCACCCACUGUACCCCUGAUACACAGGACACACUUCAGAAUGUGGCCACAGGGAACCAUACCAUCUGCGAGGCUCAACCUAAAAAAGCUUUUAGACAUUCCUCUCAUACACAUGCAAACAACAAUAUGGACAGCAUCACUCUUCCCUCUCAGUCCAAGUAUUUCCUUCAGUGCCCGCUGUCGUCCCAUCAUGCCCAGUACACCUGGAGACACAGUGGAAACCCUGAAAGCCCCAUAUCCUGCACAGUAAAGGAUGAGGAGUGCCUACUGCUGAUCCACAACAUGUUACCUGAGCAGGUGGGAACUUACGAAUGUAAGUCAGAGGAGUUGGGCUACGAAAGAGUCGUAGCACAAUACAGCCUGCAACUGAAGAGCAGGGCAGCGGGCCGGUUAUCAAGCCCACUGGUCUGGGUUUGUCUGAUGGCUGCUCUGAUUAAGAGUUUGACCUGUUAGUCCGGAGAUGAUUCCAAUGAAAGGUGGAAAACGAUAAUAUUGAUUUAAAGCCCCAUCGUGUGCCUUUUUGUCCUACUUGUAAUUAUUUACUUUUUAUUUAUGCUUGAUCAGCAUCAGCGUCAUUGCCAAGUGCUGUGACAACUGUUCUUCUUUACAGCACCUUUAAAUGAUUUGACCUCAUUGCACUUGGGUGUUUGCGUGUUGUGCUUUUAGCUGCACAUAAACAGCUGCAUGUACACGCUGAAACCAAUAAUGUUUCUGUUCUAGCAACAGUCUCAAUGCAGAAUUAAACAUGUGGAUGGAGCUAGUCCCAGUUUGUGCCUCUCAUGUAUUAUUACAUUCACAUACAAACAGAAAGAGAGACAUAUCUGUAAAAUUAAACCACACAAAGAGGACAUAUCUCCUGUAACAUGGAGAUAUGUCCCUGAUAUUUUUCAGAAAACCAGAGAGGCACAAAUGGAACAAGCGUAAAGCAUUCAGGAGACCAGUCAGUUCUUUUGGUAAACUGCCUGUAAGUGUUUUGCAUCCAUUUCCUUGAAAUGUGAAAUUCUGUCAGAAUGGUGACACUGUCUUAGCUGCAGUUUCUGAUUCUUUGUACUACCUCAGACUUGCUUGACAGGCUUUGACUUUAAGCACAUUGAGCCAUUUUCCUUUCAUCAAGUUUCCUCUGUUAGCCAAGCUAAAGAUAACACAUUGAUCUUGUGAAAGUCUGCUGAUGUUGACAGCACAAAGUUGAAACAUCCCUUUUUUAAGUCUUGCAAGUGAAGUGUGACUGUCUGGUAAGACAGUACAUUCACUGCAAAUUAAUGCACUUUCAGGGUGUGAGUUCACUGGCAGUAUCAUAUAAUAUAUUAUAGCUCACGAAGCUACAAUGUUGUUCAACUCAAAAUUCAUUUUAGCUUUUACAUUUUGUGUUUUUACAUGAUAAAGGUAUGAUUUCAUGUUUGGAUGGAUUCAGAGUAUUAUGUACAACUGUGAAUAAGUGGCAUAGCAUCUUGAUGGCAUGUUUGAACUUAGUGAAUGAUAAUUGCAAUGCUUUAUAAUAAACAAAGUAACUCAAUUACAAAACUAGCUGCAAUAAUUAUUUAAAAAAUUAUUAAAAAUCGACAAAGGGAUUUGUACUUGAGCUUUGUAAGGCUGAAUGUAUUAUUGUAAGUCAAGGAAAUUGGAAUUAAAAUAAUUUUGUAAAUGUAA
Toxotes jaculatrix (banded archerfish) is the source of this 3180-nucleotide messenger RNA. RefSeq names its product semaphorin-7A-like. Gene Ontology annotation, biological process: positive regulation of cell migration; semaphorin-plexin signaling pathway; positive regulation of ERK1 and ERK2 cascade. Lineage: Eukaryota; Metazoa; Chordata; Actinopteri; Toxotidae. The record is from RefSeq and is a predicted model, not a curated record. Bases 88 to 1986 code for a protein of 632 amino acids. Gene Ontology annotation, molecular function: integrin binding; semaphorin receptor binding; chemorepellent activity. The transcript is spliced from 14 exons.